AUGCGUCAAGGUGGAGUAAAUUCUUUUGUUCAUAGAGAAUUUAGGGGUUGGAACAAGAAAUCCCGAUUAGAAGCUCAUGUUCGAAAAUGUGGUAGUGCACACAAUGUAGCCAUUCAUAAACGUCAAGAUUUGAUGAAGCAACCUCAAUUUAUCCAAUCCGCUUUUGAUAGGCAAACGGAGGAAGCCCAGAGUGAGUAUAGAGUUUGUCUAGAGACAUCUAUUGAUUGUUUUGCUCACAAUGAGAAAGUGAAUAGUGUUAUAUUGUCUAAUGCUCCUGUAAAUUAUCAAAUGGUUGCUUCUUCUAUUCAAAAAGAUAUUGUAUAUGUUGCUAAACUUGUAAAAGAAACUUGCAAUGCCAUAAUUACAGAAGUAGGUGAUGACUUCGUUGGUAUUUUAAUGGAUGAAUCUGCUAAUGUGUCAUGCAAAGAGCAAAUGGCAGCAACUUUCCAUUAUGUUGAUGAAAGAGGAUUUCUCAUGGAGCGAUCUAUUGGAAUUGUUCAUAAUCAUUUUGACACUAAUGAUUUCUUUGACGUGCUUGGUCAUUUGUUGAAUGUGGUUGGAGGUUCUUGUAAACGUCGAGAUAAAAUUAGAGAGAAGAAAGCAGAACAAAUUGCUAAAUCAUUACAAAUUGAAGAGUUUGAAAGUGGGCGAGGCUUGAAACAAGAAAUGGCUCUUAAGAAGCCAACUGAUACUCAUGGAGGAUCUCAUUAUAGAACACUAUUGAAUUUGAUGGAGAAGUUACUUAAAAUGACCGAAUUCUAUCCAUAUGAAUUUUCCGUUAUUGAGAUCUUGGCACUUAAGAAUCAGCUUGAUAAUUAUAUUGUUGAUGUGCACAGAGAUGCAAUGUUUGCCAAUCUGAAGGGAAUCAGUGAUCUUUCAAAGAAAGUGGCGGAGACCAAAAAGCAUAAUGUCUAUCCUUUGGUUUAUUUGCUUUUGAAGAUGGCAUUGACUUUGCUCAUGGCUACAACAAGCAUUGAAAGAGCUUUUUAUGCAAUAAAGUUGAUAAAGAAUAGAUUACGAAAUAAAAUGAGUGACGCUUGA
Molecule: messenger RNA, 1041 nt
Organism: Asparagus officinalis (garden asparagus)
Lineage: Eukaryota; Viridiplantae; Streptophyta; Magnoliopsida; Asparagales; Asparagaceae
Exons: 5
Coding region: 1-1041 (346 amino acids)
Source: RefSeq, a predicted model, not a curated record